AUGGGCUGCGCCGGGUCGACUCUGCGGUCGGGCGCGUCAUUUGAGGACAGCCGCCUCGCGGCGAUUGAGGAUAGUCGCUUCCAUGAGGUGGGCCAUCACGCCCAGUUUGAGGACAGCCGCCUCGCGGCGAUUGAGGAUAGUCGCUUCCAUGAGGUGGGCCAUCACGCCCAGUUUGACGAAGGCGGUCGCUUCAAGCAGCUGCCGCCCGCCAAUGAUGAUGCCAAGCUGCUCGUUGCCGAUCACCCCUCACUGGGCGUGAUACGGCUCGACUACGACUACCCGCCCGCCCUCGGUGACGUUGACCACCCGGGCUCCUUCUACUACGACGUGUUCUAUCGUGUCGUGCCCGGCCUGACCUUUGAGUUAUGCCAGAGUGGCGAGUUGCCUGACGACGUCAAGCAGCGUUUCAUUGACGCCAUCACGUGGCUCGACGAGCAGGGUGUGGCGGGCAUCACAGGCGACUGCGGCUUCUUCAUGUACUUUCAGGCCCUCGCACGGUCCGUCACCAGCAAGCCCGUCUUCAUGUCGUCGCUCUGCCAGCUGCCCGCCGUUGUAUGUGCCUACGCCGCCGACGAGCAGAUCGCGCUCUUCACCGCCAACGGCGAGUCGCUCAAGCCCAUGCGUGAGAUCAUCAAGAAGGAGUGCGGCGUGGACCCGGACGACACGCGCUUCGUCAUCGUCGGCUGCGAGGACGUGCCUGGCUUCGAGGCAGUCGCGAAUGGUGACCGCGUCGAUGUCGACUCCGUCGUGCCGCACCUCGUCCGCCUGGCAGAGGACACCGUUGCCAAACACGCGGGCACGGCCAAGCCGAUCCGCGCCAUCCUGUUUGAGUGCACGGAGCUUCCGCCCUACUCGGACGCCGUGCGCGCGGCGACCCGGCUGCCCGUCUUCGAUAGCAUCACGUGCUGCAACUCCAUGCUCGCGUCGCUCAUGGACAACCCGCGCUUCGGUGUCAACAACUGGCACCUCUCCUGGGACGGCGCGCACACCGCUCACCGCUUUGGCGACAACGUGCCGCCGCAUCUGAAGGGCAAACUCGUCAACAGGGAGCACCCCGAGAACAUCGCAAGGUGGAACGCGAGUCUCGCGGAGCGGUCGUCGUUUUCUAGCGCUCAGCAAGAAAGCAUCGGGCGAGGAUCGCGCAAGCUGUGA
Emiliania huxleyi CCMP1516 is the source of this 1152-nucleotide messenger RNA. RefSeq lists its product as hypothetical. The coding region runs from base 1 to 1152 and encodes 383 amino acids. NCBI's taxonomy places the organism in Eukaryota, Haptophyta, Isochrysidales, Noelaerhabdaceae. The record is from RefSeq and is a predicted model, not a curated record. The transcript has a single exon.